AUGAAAAGCAUAGUGAAAACAGAAGAAGAUUCUCCAAAAAAGCCUAUAUGGGAAUCUCUAUUAGAGAGGGUAUUCUAAUAAAUUAAACAAGGGAUCAUGUAAGAAGGAAGAAAUCAACAGAAAAAUUAAGGAAAAGAAAAUCAAAGAUGAAGAACUUGAUCCAGAAUGUACUUUUAAGCCUUCCCUGAUCAAUCAAAAUUGUAAAUCAUCAUCAUUAUAUUCUAGAACUAUAAUUAGAUAAGCCUUUUUAUGAGAGACAACUAAAAUGGUUGGAAGAUAGAAAACAAAAGAUUAAUGACAGAAGAGAUGGCGCUAAGGAUAAGAGUCUAGAAAAGUGCUCAUUUCAACCACAAUUAGGACCCUCUCCACAAAUACCUGAAGUGGACAUCAGAAAUACUAAAGGAAUGGACUCAUUCAUUCAAAGACAAGAAAAAGCAAGAAAAUUAAAAUAAGAAAAGCAUAUGCUAUUAAAUAAUCCAUAUUCGCAUUUGAGUUCAGAAAAGAAGGCAGUUUAGACUGUAAUUAUUGCAUUUAUUCAAUAUAGAAUCAAUCAUAUUAUAGUAACAAUCAUCCGAUUUCAAAGGAAUAUGAGUCUAUUAAGAAACAAGAAAGAAUUGAAUUUUCAAAAGCAGUAGAGAAUUCUUAAGAAAUUGAAACCUAAUCAUAAACCUAGCAAUAAUAGAAAAUGUAAUUGGGAAUGGCAAUGAAAAUGUUACACAAUCAAUUAUAUAAUAUUCAAUUCAAUAGUGAAUUUUGA
Messenger RNA from Paramecium octaurelia, 757 nucleotides. Lineage: Eukaryota; Ciliophora; Oligohymenophorea; Peniculida; Parameciidae. The record is from the annotation of a GenBank genome assembly.